AAAUUAAUUUUUAGAUUGAAAAGUUUUUGGAUAUAAACUAAGUGUACUACUGAAACAAUAUUUUUACUCAUAAAAUUAAGAGUAUAGACUAUGCUUUGGUUUGGUGUUCUAUUUCAUUCAAAAAACAGAUGUUUUAUAUUCUAGGAAAGCAUUGAAAUGAAAAGCACAACUUUAUAACUGUCCUCAUCAUAAACUAAUAUUCACUAAAACAUUAGUGUUUCCUACACAAGGUAAAAAUAUAAUGAGAGUAGGGUAAAUUAGUAGAAGCAAACAAUACAGAGCUACAAAUAUUUUAAGCACAGUUCUCUAGUACAACACACUGCAUUUCACCCUAGAGAAAGAAUGUUGGCAAAGACCUCCACCACGUGGAAACUAAUUUUAAAGCUGUUGGACCCUAAAAUUUUAUUCAGCAGUUUGAAAUCAAUCCACAGCUUUCCUCAUUCACCUUCCCACUUGGGGCUAAUGCACAGGCAUGAACAUCUAUUCAGGAAAACCACAAAAAACUUCAAAACAGCUAAAACGGGAAAAAGAGAAUAUUGUCCUACGGUCAGCAGGUCACUAGUUAUUAACUUGGAGUCACCUUGAUUUUUGCUAAAAUGAAGACUCUGCAGUCUAUACUUCUUCUGUUACUGCUUGCGCCUUUGAUAAAGCCAGCACCACCAACUCAGCAGGACUUACGCAGUAUCUAUGAUUACGGAACAGACAAUUUUGAAGAAACCAUAUUUAGCGAAGAUUAUGAGGAUAAAUACCUGGAUGGAAAAAAUAUUAAGGAAAAAGAAUCUAUAAUAAUACCUGAUGGGAAAAGUCUUCAAUUACAGAAAGAUGAGAGUGUAACAACCUUACCCCCCAAGAAAGAAAAUGAAGAAAUGCCCACAUGCCUGCUGUGUGUUUGUUUACUUGGCUCUGUAUACUGUGAAGAAGUUGACAUUGAUGCUGUACCACCCUUGCCAAAGGAAUCAGCCUACCUUUAUGCACGAUUCAACAAAAUUAAAAAGUUGACUGCCAAAGAUUUUGCAGACAUACCUAACUUAAGAAGACUUGAUUUUACGGGAAAUUUGAUCCAAGAGAUAGAAGACGGUACUUUUUUAAAGCUUUCUCUAUUAGAAGAACUUUCACUUGCUGAAAACCAACUAUUGAAACUUCCAGCUCUUCCUCCCAAGCUUACUUUACUUAAUGCAAAAUACAACAAAAUCAAGAGUAGAGGAAUUAAAGCAAACACAUUCAAAAAACUGAAUAACCUCACUUUCCUCUACCUGGACCACAAUGCCCUGGAAUCUGUGCCUCUUAAUUUACCAGAAAGUCUCCGAGUAAUUCAUCUUCAGUUUAACAACAUAACUUCAAUUACAGAUGAUACCUUCUGUAAGGCAAAUGAUGCACGUUAUAUUCGGGACCGUAUUGAGGAGAUACGUCUGGAGGGCAAUCCCAUCAUCUUGGGAAAGUACCCUAACAGUUUUAUCUGUUUAAAGAAAUUGCCUGUAGGAUCAUACUUUUAACCAUUAUUAAUGCAGCAUAUAAGCUAAAGUACCCAUAUUCUUAUAAAUGUCUCAACAAUGUUUAAGGGAGCAUAUUCUUUUAAUAUUAACUUAUAACCCACUAUGAAGCAAUUUUGUUUUAAGCAAGGAUGUUCAAAAAUCUUAAUAUAACAACAGGUAAAAAGGAACACUGAAUCAAUAAGUCCAAAUCAAAAUAAUAUGAAAAUAUUUAAUAGCAUUACAAAAUCCUUGCAGUUUACAAUAGUGUUUGCCAUUCAAAAGUAUGUUCUUACAUUAACACCCAAAUUUGAGAGGAAUUAUUUUCAUUAUUAAUGAAAUGAGAGGAUGAGUCCAAGAAACUUUCAAUUGUCUUUCUUUCUCGGCCUUUAUUGUAUCCCUAAAGCACUUAACACAGACAUUCCAAAAACUUUGAAAAUGACCUCACACUCUUCUUUUAUGAUACACAUAUUAUUAUGAAGUAGAAACUUUGUGUUCUUCCUACCAAG
Trichechus manatus latirostris (Florida manatee) is the source of this 1978-nucleotide messenger RNA. It is a transcript of the gene OGN, whose product is annotated as osteoglycin. Gene Ontology annotation, biological process: bone development; articular cartilage development. Gene Ontology annotation, cellular component: extracellular matrix. The record is from RefSeq and is a predicted model, not a curated record. Lineage: Eukaryota; Metazoa; Chordata; Mammalia; Sirenia; Trichechidae. Gene Ontology annotation, molecular function: protein binding. The transcript is spliced from 7 exons. The coding region runs from base 597 to 1493 and encodes 298 amino acids.